This is a messenger RNA of Fonsecaea monophora, 1164 nucleotides long. RefSeq lists its product as hypothetical. The record is from RefSeq and is a predicted model, not a curated record. Gene Ontology annotation, cellular component: septin complex; cell division site; septin ring. Gene Ontology annotation, molecular function: GTP binding; GTPase activity; molecular adaptor activity. The transcript is spliced from 4 exons. NCBI's taxonomy places the organism in Eukaryota, Fungi, Ascomycota, Eurotiomycetes, Chaetothyriales, Herpotrichiellaceae. The coding region runs from base 1 to 1164 and encodes 387 amino acids. Gene Ontology annotation, biological process: cytoskeleton-dependent cytokinesis.
AUGUUCUCUACUAACAGCAUGCGCCUGGCGCAGUUAAAGAUUCGGAGAAAGAAGAAUGUCAAGAAAGGAAUUCAGUUUUGCCUGAUGGUUUGUGGUGCAAGUGGAACUGGCCGAACCACCUUUGUCAACACCCUUUGUGGCAAGCGAGUCCUUCAGCCCAAAGACGCCGACGAUGCAGCCAAUGCUCACCUAGAGGAAGGCGUAAGAAUCAAGCCGGUUACUGUUGAGUUGGAACUGGACGAAGAAGGCACACGUGUAUCACUCACCAUCGUGGACACCCCGGGCUUCGGUGACCAGAUUGAUAACGAGUCCGCUUUCGGCGAAAUUGUUGGGUACUUGGAGCGACAGUACGACGAUAUCUUGGCUGAGGAAUCUCGUAUCAAGAGAAAUCCUCGAUUCCGAGACAAUCGCGUGCAUGCCCUGCUUUACUUCAUCACCCCAACAGGUCAUGGCCUCCGCGAGCUUGACAUUGAAUUGAUGAAGCGCCUCUCCCCCCGCGUCAAUGUCAUCCCCGUCAUCGGAAAAGCUGAUUCAUUGACCCCGGCCGAACUGGCCGAGUCUAAGAAGUUGGUCAUGGAAGAUAUUGAACACUACCGGAUUCCUGUCUACAACUUUCCUUAUGACAUCGAAGAGGAUGAUGAGGACACGGUAGAGGAAAACGCAGAGCUGCGUGGCUUAAUGCCGUUCGCCAUUGUUGGUUCAGAAGAUGUGAUAGAGAUUGGCGGACGCCGGGUUCGUGCACGACAGUACCCAUGGGGUAUUGUCGAAGUCGACAACCCGCGCCACUCGGAUUUCCUAGCCAUUCGCAGCGCGCUCCUGCACUCGCACCUUGCCGAUCUCAAAGAAAUCACCCACGACUUCCUGUACGAAAACUACCGAACAGAGAAACUCAGCAAGAGCGUGGACGGUGGUGUCUCUGCUCAAGACUCGUCUAUCAAUCCCGAAGACCUGGCCAACCAAUCCGUUCGCCUGAAGGAAGAACAGCUGCGACGUGAAGAGGAGAAGCUACGGGAGAUUGAGGUCAAGGUUCAGCGAGAGAUCAAUGAGAAACGACAGGAGCUGCUGGCACGGGAGAGUCAACUGCGUGAGAUAGAGGCUCGCAUGCAGCGUGAGCAGAGCCAGGGCUUGGAUGACCUGAACGGUCACGGGCACCAAGACGCAUAG